Messenger RNA from Colletotrichum karsti, 1077 nucleotides. RefSeq names its product malate l-lactate. The coding region runs from base 1 to 1077 and encodes 358 amino acids. The transcript has 2 exons. Gene Ontology annotation, molecular function: oxidoreductase activity. The record is from RefSeq and is a predicted model, not a curated record. NCBI's taxonomy places the organism in Eukaryota, Fungi, Ascomycota, Sordariomycetes, Glomerellales, Glomerellaceae.
AUGUCGUCUGCUGCGCGAUACUACGCGAAGCCAAGUGAAGCUGUUUCAUUCGCCAAGGCACUUUUGCUGAAGUCCGGUCUCCCUGAGGAUGAUGCCACGUUGAUGGCUGAGUGUCUGGUUCAGGCGGACACUCGUGGUGUUGAUACGCAUGGCCUGGCGAGACUGCAACAAUACAUCGAGCGAGUUCAGAGUGGCCUGGUCAAUGCCAAAGCCAAUAUCCAGAUCACCGAGAAAACCCCUGUUGCAGCCCACGCCGAUGGUGACAACGGCUUCGGCUUCAUUGUCGCAUCCAAGGCAAUGAAGGAUGCGAUUCGCCGUGCUGAGACGUACGGUAUCGGCAUUGUCACUGCUGAGCACUCCAAUCACUUCGGCAUGGGAGCCACCUACGUCCUGCAAGCUCUCGAAGCCGGCAUGAUCUCAUUCGUCUUCACAAACUCUGCCAAGCAAAUGCCGCCUUUCGGAGGAAAAGAGACUCUCCUCGGUAUCUCUCCGUUUGCUGCUGGCGCCCCUAGCAAGAACGAGGUUCCUUACAUCCUCGACAUGGCACCCUCCGUCGUUGCCAAGGGCAAGAUCCGCAAGGCCGCGCGAAGAGGCGAGAAGAUUCCCCUCGGGUGGGCGUAUGAUAAGGAUGGCAAGCCGACUGAGGAUGCCGAUGAAGCUUUGAACGGAUCCAUGGCUCCCAUUGGUGGUCCCAAGGGCUCCGGCAUUGCUAUUCUCAUGGACAUCAUGUCUGGGGUUCUUUCCGGCGCGGCCUUUGGUGGUGACGUGGGUGACCAAUACAAGGAAUCUAGGCCUCAGAAUGUUGGACACUGCUUUAUUGCUAUCAAGCCUGACAUUUUCAUGUCGUCGGAGCAGUUCCGCUCCAGGAUGGAUACGCUUGUUCAGCGCGUACAUGGGGUAACUCCAGCCGAUGGGUUUAAGGAAGUCCUUUUCCCUGGAGAGCCCGAGUACCGCCUCGCCAAAGAACGCGAGGCUCAGGGUCUCCCGUUUGCCGAUGCUGAAAAGAAGAUGUUUGAGGAUUUGGCAUCCAAGUACGACGUACCAGGCUUGCAACUUUCUACGACACCUUUGGCUUAG